AUGAAGUAUGGCAAGGGCGACAAGGCUAUCGUCGCCUCCAACAUUAUGUAUUAUAUUGUUGGCCAGUAUCCUCGCUUCCGUAAGGCUCACUGGAAGUUCCUCAGAACGGUCGUCAACGAGCUCUUCGAGUUCAUGCGCGAAUCUCAUGAGGCUCUGCAACCUAGCGAGAGCGAGCCGUUCAUCAAGGAGAUCGUUCGCAACCUGCAGCACAUUACUUGCGAUCUCACUCGGCAACAGAUUCAUACCUUCUACAAAGCCUGUGGCCAUAUGGUUGCGGCACAGAGCAACAAGCACCAGCAGGAGAGCCUGCUGGCGGAGCUCAUGCCUACUGCCAAUGCUGCGUGGGAUGAUAUUAUCCGUGCUGCAACUCAGGGUCCCGGGAUUCUAGAGGACUCCGAGACGAUCAAGAUCAUUGGAAACAUCAUGAAGACCAACGUCUCUGCUUGCUCUUCGAUCGGCGGCUACUUCGGCCCUCAAAUUGGCCGGAUCUAUAUGGAUAUGUUGGAAAUGUACCGCGCAACAAGUCUGCUAAUCUCGGAGGCUGUCGCUCGUGCAAUUGCGCCGCGAACGCCCAAAGUACGAGGUUCUAGAGCCAUCAAGAAGGAGAUCCUAAAGUUGAUCGAGACCUACGUCGAGAAGGUUGUAGACCUACGAGCUGUCCGGGCGCAAAUGGUGCCUCCGCUUCUUGAUCCCGUCCUGGUCAACUACAACCGCAAUGUGCCAGGUGCCCGCGGCGCAGAGGUCCUUCGUGCCAUGUCUGUGGAAUUGAUGGAGGACCAAUUUCCAAUCAUCAUGCAGAACGUCCUCGAGUGCACGCUUGAGAUGAUCAACAAAGACUUCUGCGAGUUCCCCGAGCACCGCGUCGGGCUCUUCAACCUUCUCAGAGCCAUCAGCCGGCACUGCUUCCCUGCUCUGCUCGAGCUCAACAACCGGCAGUUAAAGUCUGAAUAUGGGCCUGAAGCUCGUUACGAACAUCGCCAAAAGACCUAUGCCCAGACUGCGACCGCCUUCUUUCAGCAGUUCUUUUCGACGAUUCUAGACCACGUCUUCUUUGCGCUGUGCGACCCCGAUCACAAGGCCGGCUUCGAGACGCAGAGCAUGCUGCCCAUGCGCAUGCUUUGCCUUGUCCACCCUGCCGAUGGCACGACGCCAAAGAUCCAAGGUCCGGUCUACUCGGACGGAACACCCAGUAGCAUAAGUAACAAGACUAUCUCGUUAACUACUUCGUUCCGCCAUCAUGUCCGCGACUUCCUGAUCUCGCUGAAGGAGUUCGCCGAUGAUGACGUCGAGCUCUACGUUGUCGAGAAGGAUCAAGAAGAUCGUAACAAUCUUGCUGCUAAGCACGAGCGGACAUCGAAGGUCGGCGGCUUGUUAAAGCCGUCCGACAUUGGGGACGAGGAGAUAUGA
Microdochium trichocladiopsis is the source of this 1407-nucleotide messenger RNA. RefSeq names its product armadillo-type protein. Gene Ontology annotation, cellular component: cytoplasm; nucleus. Gene Ontology annotation, molecular function: nuclear export signal receptor activity. NCBI's taxonomy places the organism in Eukaryota, Fungi, Ascomycota, Sordariomycetes, Xylariales, Microdochiaceae. The transcript is spliced from 6 exons. The record is from RefSeq and is a predicted model, not a curated record. Gene Ontology annotation, biological process: ribosomal small subunit export from nucleus; ribosomal large subunit export from nucleus; protein export from nucleus. The coding region runs from base 1 to 1407 and encodes 468 amino acids.